Molecule: messenger RNA, 1116 nt
Organism: Capronia coronata CBS 617.96
Lineage: Eukaryota; Fungi; Ascomycota; Eurotiomycetes; Chaetothyriales; Herpotrichiellaceae
Product: ATP synthase mitochondrial F1 complex assembly factor 2
Exons: 1
Coding region: 1-1116 (371 amino acids)
Biological process (GO): mitochondrial proton-transporting ATP synthase complex assembly
Cellular component (GO): mitochondrion
Source: RefSeq, a predicted model, not a curated record
AUGCGAAUCAGUGCUGUACGUGUGGGCUCGCUUGGGUCGAGGGCCUUACGCCUUCAUUCGUCUGUGGGCCGACUCGCAGAACCUGCGUUUCGACAGAUCAGCACCACUACAUAUCGACCUGCCACAGCUCUACCCAUCACCGCCACCGGACCUCCCCCUAGCGCUCCAGUAGCGACCUCAUCGCAAUAUGGCGACCGAGUCGAGGAGCGACGCAGGAAAGCGGAAAUGCUCAAACAAGGCAAAGAACUCCGGGCAAGUCAAUCGGGGAAAUCAAGUCCACUGAAGAAACGAUUCUGGAAUGAAGUCACCGUCCGAGAGGUGCCCGAUGGAUACCAUGUGUAUCUCGAUUCGAGGCCUGUGCGGACGCCGUCCAAAUCGAUUCUCACCGUCCCGCGGACCAAGCCUCAUCUUGCACAUGCGAUAGCCAUUGAGUGGGACAUGUUAGAAUCGGCGCAACAGGCCCUCAAGAACCACAAUAUUCCCAUGACAUCAAUUGUGGCGCGGGCGCAAGACCUCAUCGAGGCCGAAGCACAAGGCUCAACAAAGACUCGGGACGAGAUCAUCACGGUUAUGAUGAGGUAUCUAGACACAGAUACACUGUUGUGCUGGGCUCCGGAGCAUUCAAUGCAUGAUGCUGCCCAGCUAGAGAUGCAUGCCGACCGCACCCAGUCAUUACGGAAUCUCCAAAUCAAGACUGCGAAACCGAUUAUAAGCUUCCUCACAACCUCGGUCUGGCCCGGAGUGGAGCUUAAACCUGUGCUGGAGGAGGGGAGCAUUAUGCCUGUACAACAGUCCGAAAUGACUCGAAACAUUAUCAGAGGCUGGAUGUCCGGCCUCCCGGCCUAUGAACUGGCGGCACUGGAACGAGCAGCGCUUGCAGGGAAGAGUCUGCUGGUUGCCACCAGGCUACUGAUUGAAUGGAGCGAGGAGUUCCGGGAUCUUCAACGCAUCGAUGAGAAGAGAUUUGGCAUUGAAGAAGCGGCCGAGGCAGCCAGCCUUGAGGUUCGAUGGCAGACAGGCAUGUGGGGAGAGGUCGAAGAUACGCAUGAUGUGGAAAACGAGGACAUCAGAAGGCAGCUGGGAAGUGCGAUCCUGCUUGUCAGUGGACAUCGAUAG